Molecule: messenger RNA, 1111 nt
Organism: Ectocarpus sp. CCAP 1310/34
Lineage: Eukaryota; Phaeophyceae; Ectocarpales; Ectocarpaceae
Source: the annotation of a GenBank genome assembly
GCACCCUCAUGGCGCCAUCUGAUUGGCCGACGACCGCCCCUACCCGGCCCUGGCCCUAUUCCCACCGGGUGCACCCGAUCUUCCUCUCGCCUACCCGAAAAUGGCUGGGCUAUUCGACCAACAGACCACCAGCAGACCACGCUCACGAACACACAUCACUAACACCCCGCACUCGAGUUCCGACGCUUCCGACGGCGGGCGGACGCGGACCUAACACGGCUAACGCGGCGGAACUCUCGUUUGAAGUGGAUCAGUGGACCUCUCUCCUGCAACACGGCGGAACUCUCGUUUGAAGUAGAUCUCGCUCCUGCAAGUAGAUCUCGCUACUCAACCCACCAAGUUCCUCGUGGUUAAUCUCGGCACUCGUGCCUGAACAGUCGACUGGCAUCGGCAGAAUAUAAGCGAUGAAGUAGAGAACACCGCGGUCCUCGCGCACGGCGCGUGCUACUUCACCACCAGCCAUCUUAGGACAGCGUUCAUGCUGCGUGUACCACCACUCUCUCUAUAUUUCACCAUCUCCUGUGGCAAGCCCGCAGUUCCUUGUGUCUCCCACGUACUCACGAGAGGUCGAAGUCAAGGAACCAUUAUCGUUAAUCCGAGGUCCCACGGCAUCCACUGCCUGCUGCUGCUGCAUUACUAUAUGUAGUCUAUGUACGAUCCUCUUCCUACACAACAAUGUGUCACAUAUCUCCGGUCUUGAUCGAGACAUAACCAUGGCAUCCACUGCUUGCUACUGCUGUAUUGCUGUGUACGAACGACCCUCUGCGUACACAACAACGUGCAAUACAUCUCCGGUCUUGAUGUGUCUAGAAAUGUAUUCCAGACGAAAGCGACACCCUGAUGCUUCUGUGCCUGAUGCUUCCGUGGACAUAGUCUAUCUGAGCUGCGUCAUGUAUUCGUGUGCAGCUCAAGUGAUCACGUGAGUGAGGUAUUGAGAGGUAUUCAUCCACCGCCGCCCGCCUGGCCCUCUCCCUCCUCCCUCUCCGAUACGAAAUGAGAACCGAGAGAGUUUCGCCGUCGGCGGUGGGUUGCAGGAGGGUCUUGCAGGAGAGAGGUCCACUGAUCCACUUCAAACGAGAGUUCCGCCGCGUUAGCCGUGUUAGGUCCGCCU